UUCAACAACGGAGUUCCUUCUGUUUACUCAAGCUGACGGCGUGAGGGCUGGGACCGACUAUACGUGUCACGUGACCAUGACAGUAUCCGCUUACAAUGGGACACACCUUGGAGGGGGGCCCCUGGGAUCCUUGUGGACAAGGACGACGCCAAAAAGCGAAAAAACAUCGAUAACCACAGUAGAGGGCAAAGCUCCAGUAACUAACACGACUUCCAACAAGACAAACUAUUUUGUGGAUGUCACCUUUUACGAUUUCAGAGCUGCUGACGGUGACUUUGUAGGAAUCCCAAGUAAUUACCGUGAAAUGUACAACAGUCCAAGAUACAUUGCAAGCCCGUAUACCAGUUGGCUAGCGGUAUCUUCGAAUCCAACUGGAGAUAGCUUCUCUGAUUGGUUCAGAGCAGAAUCAUCAAGAAACCAGCAUUAUGAAGGAAAACUGCAACUUAAGAAACAGUGGGAGACGGAUGAUAACGGCAAUCCAGUGUUUCGGUAUUUCGAUGAUAAAUUCUUUCCAGUCGAUGGCCGUGGAUGGGGAGCUGAGGGACAGCGUGACUGUUACACCAACGCGCUCAGGAAUUAUGGUUUUACUGCAGCUGUUCGCACAGCGUUCAACUUCUCUGGUCAGGAAAAUUUGGCUUUUGCUGGUGGCGAAGAAUUAUGGGUAUUCAUCAAUGGCCAGCUUGUGGUAGAGGUUUUUCACAAUCCUUUAAACAGCACGAUACCAUGUGCGACAAUCAACUUAUCUCCCGCCCUAAAAGGUAAAAGUAUAUUAGUUCCUAAGCAUGGAGCUGUUGUCGGUGAAAAGUGUCAUGAGUCAGGUUACCUGACAUCUCAAGCAUUCAACAUGACUUUAAGAGUUGGAGAGCUGUACCGUCUGGACGUGUUUAUAGCUGAGCGGUUCAAGUGUGAUUCCAAUCUGCUAUUGCAAACCAGCGGGACUCAAUUUGUUCGACAGUGGGAAGAAACCCUCCCUAUUGACUACAUGGCUGAUAUCAGUGAAAAUCUACACAUUGGUGCAUCAGUACAGGAGUUUGAAGUCUCAGAUGCCUUCUCCUCGGGACCUUACAAAGUCGAAAUUUUUUCAGGCAAUGAACAACGUACAUUCGACAUCAAGGAGGGGACAUACUCUUCACCCUCCCCUCCCACUACAGCAGCUCCUCCUUCGUUUGUAUUGGAUAAUGAGAUAAUUUUUUUCUGUCCAAAUGAAACCGUUAACGNUUAUACCCAUCCUCGCAUCGAAGCUACGUUGUUCGCGAUCAAGAAUGGUACCGAGUUCAUCUGGAGUAACAAGACUAUUGAGUGGACCUACAAAUAUUACAUCUUUGCUGUGGAUGGAGGAACUCCAAAACGAGGCGACAGGAUACCGCUAACCAUAACCUUCAACGCCACAUGUCAAGAGUCAGGGGGAAUAUUUGUGAAUGCGACGAGUGGAGAAGUGUUCUUCCGGGCUCCUGGCAUGACAGGAUCUGAAUAUCCCAGGAAUUCAACUACAAAACCUAAAUGUCGUCGCUGUAGGACUGGGUACUACUGUGUAGGCGACGGAACAGAAGAAAAAUGUGGAGUGACGUCACCAACGGAAUUUUCAUUUGGAGGAGCAACAAACUGCAGUGCGUGCUGGGAAGGCUGGUUAUGCCAUAACGGUACUACAUUACCUUGUCCGCCAAACACUUACGUCAAAUGUAACACAACAUGGUGUCCAGAGAAAUGCUUUCCCUGUGAGCCUGGCACAGUUUGUAAAGCAGGAAGGCAGUAUGAAUGUCGUCCAGGGACAUACAGUGAUGGAACUGGUUUUCCUUGUAAGAUAUGUCCCCCUGGGAGUUACAACAAUGUAACACGAGCGGAGACUUGCUAUUGUUGUAAGUCUGGUUACAGUAGUACUUACAUGAAGACAUCGUGCCGCGCGUGCCCCGCUAAUGAGUACGCUGACCAAGGAGAAUUCCCUAACUGCACACUCUGCCGGACGUGCUUCACGAAAGCGUCAUGUCCAUGCAUGGGGGAGCCUUGUUUUCCUUCCGUGGAAUGCCAUAAUGUCGGAAAUGGAUCAUUCGAGUGUGAAUCCUGCCCUGAUGGAUUCGAAGGAGAUGGAAGAUCGUGCACUGAUAUUGAUGAGUGCGCCCUGGCAAACCCAUGUUACGACACCAAUGAAUGCGUCAACCUCUCUCCUGGGUACCGUUGUGGAGGGUGUCCAGACGGGUACCGCGGUAAUGCUCCUUCAGGUGUGGGCUUAGAGCAUGCGCAGAAGUACAAACAAAAAUGUGAGGAAAUAGAUGAGUGUACUGAGGGAAUCGACACUUGUGAUCCAAACUCAAACUGCAUCAAUACACUGGGUAGUUUCAAGUGCAGCCCUUGUAAACCAGGCUUUAUUGGUGAUGGUUAUCUGGGAUGUUACCCUGGUGACCUGUGCGCCAGUGCACAGCAUACCUGCCAAGUCAAUGCACAAUGUUCUUCUACAGGAGCCGGAAAAUACAAGUGCACGUGCAGAUAUGGUUUUGCUGGUGAUGGAGAAGAGUGUCAGCUGGAUCCCGACUUGGACGCAAUUCCUGUCGAAGGACUCAGCUGCACCUUACCAAACUGUAGAAAGGAUAACUGUCCAAGUGUGCCUAACACGGGUCAGGAGGAUAAUGAUGGUGACACAGACGGAGACGCAUGUGACGAGGAUGACGAUAAUGACUUGAUUCCUGAUAAACAGGAUAACUGCAUCUUUGUGAAGAAUCUUGACCAAGAAGACGGGGACAAAGAUGGUCUGGGUGACGCUUGUGAUAACUGUGUGUCUGUCUCUAAUCCAGACCAGACAGACACUGAUGGAGACGGCAUUGGAGAUGAAUGUGACGAUGAUCAAGAUGGCGACGGGAUAUUGAAUGCCAAUGAUACAUGUCCCAAGUUAAACGCUGCAGGAGACCAAGAGGAUGACGACAGGGACAACGUGGGAAACUUGUGUGAUAACUGCCCUGGAGAUUACAACCCCUUAAAAAAUGGCGCACAGGCAGUUAUGAAUGAGUGUUUUGCUGUUUGCAGAGACGGAGAUGGAGUCCUUGACGAGUUCGACAACUGUCCUGAUUUACCAAAUGGUGAACAAGGAGAUGCCGACGGAGAUAAGAAUGGCGAUGCGUGUGAUGACGAUCAAGAUAAUGAUGGGAUACCCAACAUACGGGACAAUUGUGCCAUGGUCAGCAAUCCUCUGCAGGAACACGACAAGCUAUCCUAUGACGUCAAAGCUAAUCCCGUGGGUGACGCAUGCGUGGAUGACUACGAUGGUGAUGGUGUCACGGAUGUUGAUGACGCAUGUCCUCGUGUGAAACACAUCAGUAAAACAAGCUUCCUAGAUUAUUUUACUGUGGAUCUUUAUCCAGGACACAGCGAUCCCAAGCCGGAAUGGAGAGUGGCGAAAAUGGUAAAGCGUGUAAAAUCUAAGAGGGCUUCGGAAAAAAAACAUAAGAACAUUUUGCGCUUUCUUUUACUUGUUGUAGACUCAAAUACCGGACCAGGCCAGAAUUUGGCCAAAGCGUUGUGGCAUUCAGGCGAUACAGCAAACGAGGUCACGCUGUUAUGGGAUGAUCCAAAUAUGAAAGGGUGGCAGCAUCAGACUUCGUAUGGCUUCCACAUUACUCACAGACCGUCCAUUGGGCUAAUAAGAGUUCAAAUCAAGCAGGGAGAGAAAAUUUUAACGGAUUCUGGAAACAUCUACAACACGGCACUGACCGGUGGAAGACUGGGCAUGUUUGUGUUCGGUCAGCAUGAUGUUAUUUGGUCCAGACUUGAAGCACGUUGUUCUGACAGAAUAAACCAGGCCCUAAUGUUUGAUGGAGUAGACGAUCACGUGACAUUACCAUCUAUUCACACUUUAGGCUUAACAGACAGCUUUACCAUCAGUGUGUGGGUGUACAUGGCAGCGGACUAUCCCAUGACAGUCAUGCCUAUCUUGUGCAGUAAUGACGGAACACUCUGUUUAUAUCUUAAUGACAGGCAAGUAUUGAAUGCGGUUUACUGCUGAUUUUCUUGAAACUAAAAUCAAAUCAAUCCAGGAGACCAAACUUAGGGUCCUUCAUUAGGGUAACAAAAUUAAUAUUACAUGCCAGUAAACCAAUCAGAAUUCGAAGUAAAGAACGAAACUAUUAACCAAUUAAAGCGGGGAGAUUUGCGUCAGCCAAAUCGUGAUUGUUCAACCUCGUUCCCAGUGCUUUUCCCGUCCCUCCCAAUCUCUAAGGGAAAUGCCCUGGGAACGAGGUUAAUGAUUGUUUUGCUUCGCUGCAACUGACUCCUCAACAAGACAAUAUCUCGAUUUUGAUUG
Molecule: messenger RNA, 4288 nt
Organism: Orbicella faveolata
Lineage: Eukaryota; Metazoa; Cnidaria; Anthozoa; Scleractinia; Merulinidae
Biological process (GO): homophilic cell-cell adhesion
Cellular component (GO): plasma membrane; extracellular region
Molecular function (GO): protein binding; calcium ion binding
Source: RefSeq, a predicted model, not a curated record